Messenger RNA from Gracilinanus agilis (Agile Gracile Mouse Opossum), 939 nucleotides. RefSeq names its product olfactory receptor 480-like. Gene Ontology annotation, molecular function: G protein-coupled receptor activity; olfactory receptor activity; odorant binding. Gene Ontology annotation, cellular component: membrane. Lineage: Eukaryota; Metazoa; Chordata; Mammalia; Didelphimorphia; Didelphidae. The record is from RefSeq and is a predicted model, not a curated record. The transcript has a single exon. Gene Ontology annotation, biological process: G protein-coupled receptor signaling pathway; sensory perception of smell. The coding region runs from base 1 to 939 and encodes 312 amino acids.
AUGUCUGGCAAUAACUGCACUGCUGUGACUGAAUUCAUUCUUUUGGGGUUAACAGAUGACCCAAAUCUUUGUGUCAUUCUGUUUGUGAUAUUUCUAGGGGUAUAUGCUGUUACGCUGGUUGGUAACCUUACCAUAAUUAUCUUGAUUAGAAAUAGCUCCCAGCUUCAUACUCCAAUGUACCUUUUUCUAAGCCAUUUGGCUUUUGUGGAUACUGCAUAUUCCUCAUCAGUGACACCUGUUAUGCUCAAAAACUUCCUUGUAGAUAAAACUUCAAUCCCUCUGGGAGGCUGUGUAGCCCAGAUGUUCUGUGGUGCUACCUUUGGGACCAUCGAGUGUUUUCUGCUGGCUGUGAUGGCGUAUGAUAGAUAUGUGGCCAUUUGUAGCCCUUUACUCUAUUCCACCAACAUGUCUACUAAAGUCUGCUCCCUGUUACUCAUUGCCUCCUACCUAUGUGGUUUUGUGACUGCUUGGAUCUUCAUUGGUUGCUUAUUGAAUCAGUCCUUCUGUGGAUCCAAUAAGAUCAAUCAUUUUUUCUGUGAUUAUUCACCAGUUUUAAAGCUUUCCUCUUACCAAGAUGAUUUUGCUACAAUUUUUCCUGCUGUUUCUGUUGGGACAGUAAUUAUGAUAACAGUGUUAAUUAUCAUAAUCUCCUAUGUAUAUAUCCUCUUCUCUGUUCUGAGGAUAAGCUCCUCUGAGGGGAGAUCCAAAGCUUUCUCAACUUGCACCUCCCAUCUCACAGCAGUCACUCUGUUCUAUGGCACCCUUACAUUUAUUUAUGUAAUGCCUAAAUCCAGCUACUCAACAGAUGAGAAUAAAGUGGUGUCUGUUUUCUACAUUGUAGUGAUUCCUAUGUUGAACCCCCUGAUCUAUAGUCUAAGGAACAAUGAAGUGAAAGGAGCCCUGAGAAAACUGAUGAGUCGAAAACAAUUUUUUUCAUGA